Caretta caretta (loggerhead turtle) is the source of this 1714-nucleotide messenger RNA. Its product is annotated as placenta-expressed transcript 1 protein-like. Lineage: Eukaryota; Metazoa; Chordata; Testudines; Cheloniidae. Gene Ontology annotation, cellular component: apical plasma membrane; external side of plasma membrane. The record is from RefSeq and is a predicted model, not a curated record. Gene Ontology annotation, biological process: negative regulation of cell-matrix adhesion; wound healing, spreading of epidermal cells; positive regulation of cell migration.
CUGUCCUUAACAGAAGGAGAGAGACUAGCAAAACUGACCAUGGCAGCCCUUAUCUCCACGCUGCAAUUGCUCUUCCUUGGGGCUCUGAUUUCCCCCGUCUACUUGCUGGAUGCUUGUGAACUGAUCCAGGAUACCACUCAUCUUGGCUCUUACAAUCUAUCUGUGAUCCCUGAUGACUACAAGGCAAACACAAACUACAAUGUAACCAUCAGUGGAGCCAUCAACAGCAGCUCAGUUAUCCUGCAGGCCGUCAAUAGCCAGAACUCCUCUGUGGGCCAGUGGGAAAAACCAGUUGUGAACUGCAGCAACGGCCUCUCAAGGCAGCAAAAUAUCACCAACACAGCCACAGUACAAUGGAAAUCUCCAACCAAUGGGACAGACAGGGUGGAAAUAAGGGUGUUUGUGACGUUUUCCAAUGGCUCUACACUGCUCCAGAAGACAACCCUGAGUACAGCAUCUUCAAUCACACCUGCAUCGACAACAAGAAUACCCACCACCAGUUCCGUCUCCACAGUGCAGGCCAGCUCCUUCCUCCUGGCAGCUGUCCACCUGCUGUCAAUCUUUGUUACCGGCAAACUGUUCUCCUAGUGGGAAACGCACCCCAGUUGAGCCACGCCCUUCCAUCUUUGCUUUCUACCUGGAUGCAAGGGUGGACAGCUGAUCUACUCAGGAAGUCUCUCUUCUACUGUUAUGUAUUUAAGCAUGAUGACUGCACUUUCUUUUACACCCUACUUGACCAGAGAGCUGACACCCAACCCCAUUGCCAGCAGCAGGAAACACAGGAAGAAAUUCUGGCACAUACUUGUCUCAAGAGUUUUCAUGAGCUGAAAUGUUCUGUAGCAAGUCAGGAUUCGAUACAUUCAUAGAGUGUAGAAUAGCGUCGGGUAGAGUAAUCUGACAAAAGGUGAUUGAACAAGGUAACACCAAGGGUUCCUUCCAUCCUGAUCUCCUAUAGUUCUAUGAAGCAGAGACAGCAUGUGCCUUCCACCAGGAGGGCUAAACUGCUUUCCACAUUAGGGCACUGCAGGUUGAUAAAUGGGCAUGGGGAAGGGUCUUCCACAGCUGCUGCUGCAUCCCAUUUGCUGUGGACACAUCCCAUUUGCAGUGUCUUUCUGAGCCAGUACCUCCUGUAUGUGACUUACCAAGUCUACAGGGCCCUGACUGGGGAGGGGCACUGUAAUCAGUCGGACUUGCAGAGAAUUGUGAAGGGCAGGGCAGACUUACACAGUUCAGACUGAUUUAAAGCCUGCAUGGGAUACAAAUUUAAAUGAUCAUUAAAUAAGUAAAUACACCCUGUUUUUCAGUCUAGCCUGCCAUAUGGAGGUAAGUCCUUUCCAUAAAUCAAGCUAGAACCCCCUACUGGCAGGGCCUCUCCAUGAAGGCCCCCUAACUGGAAUUCCCUGCCAGUUUCAAUCCUUGGCCCAAGAUAACCUGUUGUACUUCAGGGCACCCUGCAAUACCCUCCUUGAUUUUUCUCUGGUGUUUUGGGGCAGAACCCUGAGAUGAAGGAAGGGUUAGAUCUCUGAAAUGAGUAGGAAUAUUUUUAAUAGACAGCAGAUGAUUUUUACUGCCAUGUUGGCUGGGACGUGCCGUUGAAUUUGUUGAUCCAUUUUCUUGUUGAGAUUUUUGGGGGUUUUUGUAUGGACUGCAUUCGUUUAGAAAUUGUUAAAUGGCCGUAGAGAAGUAGAUUUUCUUACACAAAUCUAAAUAAAUU